AUGGCCCUGCUGCUGCUCCUGAGCCUCCUGCCGCCCGCCCUGCCCCUCUCCGGGCCCGAGACGCGCUGCAGCUCGGUGCUGCUGGACCCCGCCUCGGGCCAGCUGCAGAUCGUCCCGCGCUGGGACCCCGCCGCCGUCGCCUGGGCCAAUCUCACCGACCGGAUCCAAGACACGGGGUGGUCCUUCCUGGAGUUGGCCACCAGCGAGAAGUACAAUGACAGCCUGCAGGCCUAUGCUGCGGGACUGGCCGAAGCCGCUGUGUCCGAACAGCUCAUCUACAUGCACUGGAUGAACACCAUGGUGGGCUACUGCGGCCCCUUUAAAUACCAGACUGACUACUGCGAGAAGCUGAAGAGCUACAUCGAGACCAACCUGGCCUGGAUGGAGGAGCAGAUGGAGAAAGGAGAAGCUCUGGAGUACUGGUACCAGGUGCGCCUGGCUCUGCUGCAGCUCAAGGGCCUGGAAGACGGUUAUAACGGGCGAGUGGCUUUCCCGACUGGACGAUUCUCGGUCGCCCCGUUUGGCUUCCUCUUGUUCCAGCUGGGUGGGGACCUGGAGGACCUGGAGUCGGCCUUGAACAGAACGGAAAGCGAGCACACGCUGGGCUCGGGGUCUUGCUCUGCGCUCCUCAAGCUGCUGCCGGGGAACCAGGAGCUCCUGGUCUCCCAUGACACCUGGAACACUUACCAGUCCAUGCUGCGCGUCAUCAAGAAGUACACGCUGCCCUUCCGGACCUCGGCCCACAGUGACGACAUGAUCUCGGGGCACGUCCAGACAUUCUCGUCCUAUCCCGGCACCAUCUUCUCGGGAGACGACUUCUACAUCUUGAGCAGUGGCUUGGUGACUUUGGAAACCACCAUCGGGAACAGCAAUGCUGCCUUGUGGAAAUACAUCCAUCCGGAAGGGAGUGUCCUGGAGUGGCUGAGAAAUAUAGUGGCAAACCGCCUAGCCAGGAGCGGGGCUGAGUGGGCUGCCAUCUUCCAGCAGUUCAACAGUGGCACGUACAACAACCAGUGGAUGAUUGUGGAUUAUAACACCUUCCUGCCGGGCAAAGCUGGCCUCCAGCAGGGGGUGCUCACAGUGCUGGAGCAGAUCCCGGGCCUGGUGGUCGUGGCUGACAAAACAGAGGAGCUGUACCAGAAGGGAUACUGGGCCAGUUACAAUGUGCCGUACUUUGAGCAGAUCUUCAACGCCAGCGGCCAGCUGGAGCUGGUGAAGAAAUACGGCGACUGGUUCACCUACGACAAAAACCCCCGCGCCCAGAUCUUCAGGCGCAAUCAGACGCUCGUCCAAGACCUGAACUCCAUGAUCCGGCUCAUGAGGGCAGAGCUGCCCCAGUGGCUAAUCCAGGCCUGCGCCUGGCGGGGCCCAGCUCCCCUCCCCUUGGGGCUGCCUCCAUUGAACGUGUUCGUGCUGCCUCUCAGGUUCAACGACUUCCUGAAGGACCCGCUGUCCCGGUGCCAGGGCUGCGACCCACCCCAGAACGCCGAGAACGCCAUCGCCGCCAGGUCGGACCUCAACCCCGCCAAUGGGACCUACCCCUUCGCUGCGCUGCGCCAGCGGUCGCACGGGGGCACGGACAUGAAGAUCACGUCCUAUGCGAUGGCCAAGGGCUACAGCCUGAUUGCCGCCAGCGGGCCCACCUGGGACGACGUCCCCCCUUUCCAGUGGAGCACCUCUCCCUACAGCAACCUGCUUCACAUGGGGCACCCCGACCUCUGGAAGUUCCCCCCCAUCAAGAUCUGGUGGGACUGAAGUGGAGCCUGGAUCCCCUGGCGCAUGUGGCCGAGUGGGUUGGAGCAGGGGUGCUGAGGGUGUGUCCCGUCCCCCUGUCUGUCUUGUUAUAGUCUGGACUCUGGCCUAUCCGCUGUGGGGCUGCUCCACCCCAGCUGCCUUUCCCCUGAGAAAUAAGGGAAGAAUGUCUCUCUCUGCAGGGGGAGCACAGGGGAUACCUGGGGUGGGGGGAGAAACGACAGAGGGGGCAGCAUGAUGAUCUUGGGUACAGUGCAGCUACUGCAUCAAAUUUAGCCCUGGCGUAAGUGGCUGGAGUUUGGUGAAGCCGAUGGCCAUUGCACCUGCUUCUGCCAGGCCUUGGUUUGGCCCAGCUUGUCAUUUUGCUGCAUUGUCUUAACUUGCAAGCUGGCUUCUUGCCCUCCGAACAAACUGUGACGCUCCCCAGAAGCCAGGGGAACCCCAGCCUCUUCUCCUGCCCCCUAGUUCCCCUCCUUCCCUGCCCCGCUGGUUGUUCGGUCACUGUCACUCCCGCCUCUGAAGACCGGAGCUGCCACCAGGUCCCCGGGGAAGGAGGAGCUGCCUGCUGGGACCCCCAUGGGCUGCCAACUUGUGUGGUGGCACCGAGAAGCGGGCGGGUCCACGGUAUAACCCCUGGGGGUGACCCACGGGAAGGAGCGCUAGUGUUCUCGGGAGCGGAGGCGGAGCUGUCCCUCUGAAUGUAAGGCAGAGAGGCGGGUUUGCCUCUCCAUCCCCUAUCCCUCAGCGCUGGGCCUUGAGGGAGGGCAUUGUCCCAGCUGGUGUCUGCAGCCCCAGGAAGAUCGCUGGUGAAGUGCUCUCCAGGGGGGGGGAGGGCUGCCCCCCCCGCACCCCUUUGCUGCGUCUCUCUGCACUGCACUCCAGUGCCUGGGGGUGACUGCUGCUGUUUUGUUCACGCUGCCUUUGAAUCCUCCGCUGCUCUUUGAUGCAGCUGUGGCUUGGGUGAUGCCCUUGCCCUUUGCUUUGCUGGCAUCAGUGCGAAGGAAAAGCCCAGCGGGCUGCCCACAGGGCACCGCCUCAACCUGAAAUCUUUCUGCUUUUGUGCCUGUUGUGCCCGCUACCUCCUUAGGCCUGGACCCACAUGGCGCCACAGGCGUGGGGCUUGUGCAUGUGAGGAAGCUUUUGCCCGUUAAAGGGAAAUGGAGCAGGGUUCGGCAGGAGACCACCAGGGCAGACCUCACUCCCCUUGAAAAGUGACAGCAAGGAAGGCUUAAAGCCAGGCUCAGAUGCUCCCCGGCCAGAGGCGUUCUCACCCCCUUGGCUUAGCUGCCAGUUGGCUCCGAGUGGGGCUACAGCGCAGGGCUUGUUCUGGGUCCCCAGUGCAAACCCAGGAGUUCGGGGAUCGUGUGUAAGCAGGAUUAAAAGAGCUCUUUGGCUUGGU
Emys orbicularis (European pond turtle) is the source of this 3151-nucleotide messenger RNA. It is a transcript of the gene PLBD2, whose product is annotated as phospholipase B domain containing 2. Gene Ontology annotation, biological process: phospholipid catabolic process. Gene Ontology annotation, molecular function: glycerophospholipase activity. Gene Ontology annotation, cellular component: extracellular region. Bases 1 to 1755 code for a protein of 584 amino acids. NCBI's taxonomy places the organism in Eukaryota, Metazoa, Chordata, Testudines, Emydidae. The transcript has 12 exons. The record is from RefSeq and is a predicted model, not a curated record.